Onychostoma macrolepis is the source of this 2068-nucleotide messenger RNA. RefSeq names its product pyridine nucleotide-disulphide oxidoreductase domain 2 (gene pyroxd2). The record is from RefSeq and is a predicted model, not a curated record. The coding region runs from base 89 to 1774 and encodes 561 amino acids. The transcript has 16 exons. Lineage: Eukaryota; Metazoa; Chordata; Actinopteri; Cypriniformes; Cyprinidae. Gene Ontology annotation, molecular function: oxidoreductase activity.
UGGAGUUUUUCCCCAGGCCAGUAUACUGCACUGAAAGGGCGAAGCUGUGGAGUUUGAGCUUUGGGUUUGAGAGCUGUCAGAACUCGACAUGGCUGCGGCUGUCAGGGCAGGUGGCGCUCACAGAGGGUUUAUAUCAGUGACACGGCGCAGCAGCCACAGCAGCACUGCCCUCAAACCUCAAUAUGAUGCGGUUAUUAUCGGUGCAGGUCACAAUGGGCUUAUUGCGUCAGCAUAUCUGCAGAAGGGAGGCCUGAAAACAGCAGUCCUGGAACGCAGACAUGUGCUUGGAGGAGCAGCCGUAUCUGAAGAGAUUGUUCCAGGGUUCCACUUUUCCAGGGCCUCCUAUCUGCUCAGUUUACUGCGCCCACAUAUCUACCAGGACCUGGAGCUCAAGAAACAUGGCCUCAAGGUGUACAUGAGGGACCCCUAUUCAUUUACCCCCAUGCUGGAGGAUGGUGUAAGAGGGCGACCACCGCGGUCUUUAACUCUUGGAGCUGACCUGGCAAAGACCCAGCAAGAGAUUGGCAAAUUCUCAGAGAAAGAUGCCAAGGUCUAUGCUGAUUUUUUAUCCUAUUUGGAAAGACUGGCCUGUGCUAUCCACCCUCUUUUAGAUGCUCCACCUGUUGACAUUCCAGGACUGACUCAGGGCUCUUUGAGAAAGAAAAUAUCUGCCCUGAGGAGCUUGAAACCUUUGGUGAAGUCUGGGUUGAAGUUGGGAAAGAAUAUACCAGAUUUCUAUGAACUUGUUACAGCUCCAGUUAUGAAGGUGCUCAAUCGCUGGUUUGAAUCAGAGCCGUUGAGAGCCACAUUAGCCACUGACUCUGUGAUUGGUGCAAACACAAGUCCAAAUAAUCCUGGAAGUGGAUACGUCCUACUGCACCAUGUCAUGGGUGAGCUGGAGAAAGAGAAAGGUGCCUGGGGUUACGUGGAGGGAGGAAUGGGUGGAGUGUCUCAAUCGAUCGCCCUCUCCGCCCGGUCUCUCGGAGCAGAUAUUUUUACAAACAGGGACGUUGAACAGGUCCUUAUUGGUCAGGAUGGUUCUGCCAAGGGCGUUGUGCUGACAGAUGGAACUGAAGUCCACAGUAAAGCGGUUCUGUCCAACGCCACUCCCUACAUCACCUUCAAACAGCUCACACCACAGGAUGCCCUGCCAGAGGCAUUCAUCACGGCUGUAGAUCAGAUUGACUACACCUCUCCUGUUACCAAGAUAAAUGUGGCUGUAGACAAGCUGCCUAAUUUCUUGGCUGCUCCGAAUAGUGCGGAUGGAAAACCAGGUCCCCAUCAUCAGUGUUCAAUCCAUCUGAACUGUGAGAGUGUGGAGGUUCUGGAGGAGGCCUACAGGGAGGGCCUGCAGGGACGCCCAUCCUCCAGGCCUAUGAUAGAAAUGACCAUUCCCUCAGUGCUGGAUCCGACUCUAGCCCCCCCUGGCUGUCAUGUGGUGUCUCUCUUCAUCCAGUUUACGCCAUAUUUGCUGGAGGGUCGCCGCGCUUGGACUGACGAGGACAGGGAGAGAUUUGCUGACACAGCAUUAGACUGGGUUGAGCGUUACGCACCUGGAUUUAAAAAGUCUAUAGUUGGCAAAGACAUUUUAACCCCUGCUGAUCUGGAGAGGGUCUUUGGUCUCACUGGAGGGAAUAUAUUUCAUGGCUCAAUGUCUUUGGAUCAGCUUUACCUGGCGAGACCUUUGCCCUCUGUCGCAGACUACCGCUCACCAGUCAAAGGACUGUACUUAUGUGGCAGUGGCAGCCAUCCAGGUCUGUGCCUGAAUAUAUAAAAGCUAAAACACAUUUAUGGAAGAUUGUCUCAUUCAGGUGGAGGUGUUAUGGGUGCAGCUGGCUGGAAUUCAGCUCUCAAAGUUCUAGCAGAUUUCAAGCGACUGUGAUCUUGGCCUUCAGUGAGGAAUAUCAUUUCCCAAUGGGAUGUUUUAAUGAAAAGACAAAUAAGUGUUGUUAACAUUGCAUGUGGUUGUUCUGUAUUUUUAACACUCCCGAAAUGUUCAUAUCCUAAAAUGUUCCAUUUUGUAUUUUUUCAGUGAAAUGUUAAAUAAAAAAAAAAUAGUUAUAAUAAA